This is a messenger RNA of Lodderomyces jiufengensis, 957 nucleotides long. RefSeq lists its product as uncharacterized. Gene Ontology annotation, biological process: protein deubiquitination. The record is from RefSeq and is a predicted model, not a curated record. Bases 1 to 957 code for a protein of 318 amino acids. Gene Ontology annotation, molecular function: cysteine-type deubiquitinase activity. The transcript has a single exon. NCBI's taxonomy places the organism in Eukaryota, Fungi, Ascomycota, Pichiomycetes, Serinales, Debaryomycetaceae.
AUGAGUACGGAAGAGGCUGAUCAAAUUGAAAUUCAACAAGAGACUCAUGAUGAAAUACUACAACGUCAUAAAAAGGAAAACAAAGACCUUAUAGCCACAGUUACAGGCUUAAAGAAACAAGCAACCAAAAAAACUAGAAAAAAUGUUCUAACAAAAUGUCAAGAACUUGAAGAUAAUUUGAAAAGAAAACAUCAAGAAGAAAUAGCAGCUUUUGAAAAUAACGGAGAAAACAAUUUAACAGCUGCAGAUGAUGAACUAACACCAGAACAAUUGCUUGCUCAAUUAUCAGUAAGAGAGGAAGAUGAAAUUUCAUUACCAUCAGAACGAAUUUCCUCAUCAUCAUCAAAUAUCUCCACAACUUCAUCAACUGGUCCUAAGAAACGAAAUAGGGCCAAGGAAAGAUUAGCCAAAAGACAACAAGAAAUAGAUAGAAUAAAAGAAGAAGCAGAGAAAGAAUCAGAAAAUUCAAUAAAUUAUAGACAAAUUGAAAUUGAUUCAAUGAACAAAAUACUAUCUAAUAACAAUUUAAAAGUUUUUGAGAUUCAACCUGAUGGUAAUUGCUUAUUUGCUUCGAUACAAGAUCAAUUAACAAAGAGACACCAGGCAAACCCAAAUGAAAUAACAAUCCAAAAUUUAAGAAACAUAUCAAGUGAGUAUAUCUUGGAGAAUAGAAACGAUUUUAUACCCUUUUUAUUUGAUGAAAAAACUGGAGAACUUAAAGAUAUCGAAGAAUAUUGUAACGAAUUAAGAACAACGACGAUGUGGGGAUCAGAUAUGGAAAUUUUAGCAUUUGGUAAAAUUUUUGAAUGUUGUAUUAUAAUUCAUCAAGCUGGUGCUUCGAGUAUUAACAUAAAUGAAGAUACUGUAUAUGAUGAUCCAAAUCCUACUUUACAUUUAGGUUAUUACAAGCAUUCUUAUGGAUUAGGUGAACAUUAUAAUUCAUUGGUUGAUGCAUAA